CAAGAGGGAGAGAUAGGGCAGAUUGAUCGAUGCAGUUGCUCCUCAUAGAACAACUAGCGUUUCGGUUAGCACUUUCGAAUCACAUUCAAUCAGGAUGGAGAACACUGAGUUUGACAUGGUAAUCACCAUACCUGAUACUCCAGAUAGACCGGUACGAACUAGAGAGGUUAAGAGAAGACCACCUUCUCCAGAAGCACCAUUGAGAUAUCAAGGAGAAGAGUACCGUAAUUACAUUAGUGAUAGAACCAGAACAAUCCUCGAAACUGGUCAUAACCGUGAAAGUUCUGAUUCGCUAACUCGCUCGCGUGCUUCAGGAGGCACUUCUUUGUUUAGGAGACCAGCGGCUGAGAAGGAUAAAGGCAAAUCCAUCUCCGUUGAUCCAUGCGGGGCUCAUGUUGCUGCAUCUGAAGACAUAAAUGGUUGUUCUCCUUUACGAGGUGAUCAUAACUCUUUUACGCUGCCUCCUGGGAAUAGUAAUAAGGGUAAAGAAAAAGCAGAUUGUGUCUCUGUUUCUAAUAGAGAAACAAUUGACCUUUCCAGUGACAGACAACAGAAGAGAGGCACUAAGAGAUUAGUUAGACAUGGCUGCAUAUCUCCACAUGGAAUAGCAGCUAGAGCCAGGCUAGCUGCUGAUACUAAUUCCAAGGAAACAGUCAGUGUUGAACAGGAACUAGCUCCUGAAACUGCAACUUCAAUUGGCAUAAGAGAGAUUGUUUCUGGAACUGAUAUUCAGGGAAGAGCUAGAGGCAAAAGACCAGAAAGUUCGAGUAGGAGGGUGGCGAGUAGAGAUGGGUCGGAGGGGUGGGUUAGUACGCGUAACCGGAAAUUAAAUAUGGAUCAUGAAAUGAAUCAGAGGGGUGAGAGUGACACACGCGGAAGUUGUAGUUCUGUUUCCGGACUUGAUGUGCAUGAAACUGGUGUGGUUGAAAGAGAAACAAGACAACAACGACGGCGGAGAAAUGGAAUUACUACUUCAAGGGCUUCGAAUGAGCCAGAAGUUACUGUUAUUACAUCUCCUGGGGAACCAUCUAAUUCAAGGCCACCACGAAUUCAGAACCAUCAAAGACGCAACACUCAAGUGUUGGAAAUUGAAGAUUCAUCUCCUACACAUAUCGAAAACGGUGUAUCUGAUUUGAAUGUAAGACAAAUAGAAGCAGAUGAGAUUUUGGCCCGUGAAUUGCAAGAAGAGCUGUACCAAGAAGAGAGGUUGAUCAGACAUGACCAGAUGGAUUUAAACUUAGCCAGGUUGUUGGAACAAGAAGAGAAUCCUUUCCGUGCUUCUUCUAGUCGUUCUUCUACUCGUAAUACCCGAAGCUCUAGUACCAUUGCAGCAAACCCUGGUGGGAGAAGUCGCCUGGAAGCACGACUACAACAAAAUUCUUCAAGGAGGCGUAUGAAUCCUCCACAGGCUCGUGCUCCAAGAGCACCACGACGGGGUCGAGGUCAUCGUUUAGGUCGUGCACCUGGUUUUUUAGACGGAGCUAUGAAUAUCAGGUUUUCAAAUGAUAUGAGCUUUGACGAGCAGAGAUUGGAUUUUUUGGAGGGACUAGAGAAUGCUAUUAACAAUAGGAAUCUUCUUCAUAUGGAUCGUGACUUUAACGAAGAUGAUUACGAAAUGCUGCUAGCUCUUGAUGAAAACAACCAUCGACAUGGCGGCGCUUCUACUCAACGCAUUAACGACUUACCAGAGUCUACAGUUCAGACUGAUAAGUAUGACGAAACUUGUGUUAUUUGUCUGGAAACACCGACGAUCGGAGACACCAUACGUCAUCUCCCCUGUUUGCACAAAUUCCAUAAAGAUUGUAUUGAUCCGUGGCUAGGACGGAGUAAAGCAUGUCCGGUUUGCAAAUCCUCAGUUACUUGACAAGGUUCUCAAAACUCACCGGCGAAUGUAAAAUAUUUACCAUUUUACCCUUCCAAACCGGUGGAUCUCUGGAAUCAUUUUCCUGGUAAGCCAGUCAUUCUUCGCCAUCGGUUUAGAUGAACUCAUGAAACGGUUUUUUGUACUAGCGUUCUCGAACUGUUAAAGUUAGUUGUUUUAGUAUCAUCCGCUUUAGUUUUUUCUGGUCUCGGUUAAACCUAUACUUUUUUUUUUAAUAUCCAUUUAAUAAUUGCACAA
This is a messenger RNA of Camelina sativa (false flax), 2119 nucleotides long. RefSeq lists its product as uncharacterized. Gene Ontology annotation, cellular component: nucleus. Gene Ontology annotation, molecular function: ubiquitin protein ligase activity. The record is from RefSeq and is a predicted model, not a curated record. Gene Ontology annotation, biological process: ubiquitin-dependent protein catabolic process. NCBI's taxonomy places the organism in Eukaryota, Viridiplantae, Streptophyta, Magnoliopsida, Brassicales, Brassicaceae.